AUGUACUCCUACACCCCCACCUCCAAGUUCCUUGUCCUGGCCCCUACCGAGACGGCUCCUCUCUCUGCCUCGACACAGCGCCCUGGAUUCAGUCGUCUCCCCAGCGGCUUCCUCUACCUUGGUGUCGACACUCGCGACGCCGCUUCGCCCAGCAACUAA
Aspergillus vadensis CBS 113365 is the source of this 159-nucleotide messenger RNA. RefSeq lists its product as uncharacterized. The transcript has 2 exons. The record is from RefSeq and is a predicted model, not a curated record. Lineage: Eukaryota; Fungi; Ascomycota; Eurotiomycetes; Eurotiales; Aspergillaceae. Bases 1 to 159 code for a protein of 52 amino acids.